This is a messenger RNA of Cladophialophora immunda, 1629 nucleotides long. RefSeq lists its product as uncharacterized. Gene Ontology annotation, biological process: transmembrane transport. The coding region runs from base 1 to 1629 and encodes 542 amino acids. Lineage: Eukaryota; Fungi; Ascomycota; Eurotiomycetes; Chaetothyriales; Herpotrichiellaceae. The record is from RefSeq and is a predicted model, not a curated record. Gene Ontology annotation, molecular function: transmembrane transporter activity. Gene Ontology annotation, cellular component: membrane. The transcript has 10 exons.
AUGGCAGCUGCUGCAACCUCAACCCAAGCGCAGGGCAAGAACAUUGGCUCAGUCGAGAUGCUUGAGAAUUCUGACUCCGCACGAAAGACCGACUUUCAGGUCCUCGACGCUAAUCCUGAUGUUGAGGUUGUCAAGAUUUUCGAACAAGCGCACGGGUCCGACAUCUGGGAUCCGGAGGAAGAAAAAGCUCUCGUUCGAAAGAUCGACCGUCGACUUCUCUGGAUCCUCUGCAUAGUAUAUCCUUUGCAGGCUUAUGACAAAACUGUGCUCGGUCAAACGGCAAUUUUUGGCAUUGUGCAGGAUCUCCACCUCACUGGAAAUCAAUAUGUGAUGUGCUCUGCCUUUCUGUACAUUGGCUACUUCUGUGGAUCUUAUCCGGCUUCGUUGCUCGGCCAGCUCUACCCCGUCGAACGCGUAGCAGCGUGCUUGAUCCUGACCUGGGGCCUCUGCUUGACGCUGUCUAUCGUUUGUACGGACUUCCAGGGGCUGGUGACUGAGAGGGUAUUUCUCGGAUUUCUGGAAGGAGGGUUGUCCCCUCUUUGCAUGCUCAUCAUUGGAUCCUGGUACACCAAGUCGGAACAAGCUCUUCGCAUAGGUAUCUGGUGGUGCUCGAGCGGCUACGCCGGUUUUUUUGCGCCAUUGAUCAACUACGGCAUCGGCCAGAUAAAAGGAGGAUCCUUGAAAUCCUGGCAAUACAUGUUUCUGUUUGCUGGAGCAUUUACCAUGCUCUGGUCCUUUAUUGUCUGGUUCCUCCUACCCGGCGACCCACUGCGCGCUCGAGGCUUCGACGCACGGGAGCGAUACAUUGCCAUUGCCCGUCUACGAACCAACAAUUCUGGAGUGCGCGACCAACAUUGGAGAAAAGAACAGGUGAUGGAAGCCUUCCAGGACGUUCGAUUCUGGUUGAUGUUCUUCAUUGCGUUCUUUGUCAUGGUGGGCAGUGGUGCUUACACCACGAUGACACCGAUUAUUAUCAACAGCUUGGGAUUCGACUCACUCCACUCGCUGCUCAUUUCCUGUCCUACUGGGAUUGUGAUCGGAACAGUUGAACUUGUCGGCGCAUACGUCACAUAUCGCACCCAGAAUUUGAGAUGCAUCAUGAUGGUCGUCUUCCAAAUCCCUGUCUUUGUGGGAGGGUUGCUGCUAUGGCUUCUACCACGCAGUCAAACCGGACCUUUGCUGUUCGCUCUCUACGUGAUUCCGUGUUUUGGCGGAACAUACUGUCUUGCACUUGCUUUGACCCUUGCGAAUUGCGGCGGCUACACGAAACGAACAGUCUUUGCUGCGGCCAUUUUCACCGGUUAUUGUUGUGGAAGCCUCGCUGGACCGUUGACUUUCAAAGCGAACGACGCUCCAGGCUACGCCCCUGCUUUUAUCUUUCUUGUGGUGGCAACAAUCAUGUGUGUGAUACUCACGUUGACCUAUCGCUACGUCUGUAAGCGAGACAAUCGCAAGCGCGACGCAGCAGGUAUCACGGAAGGUUUCGACCAUGCGUACGACGAUGACAUGACGGAUAAACUGGGCACUAACAAAGCCGUGCUUCGAUCAGAACCCACAAUUUCGUUAUAUCUACUGAGGCGGAAGGUGUGCUCUGUGUUUCAAGAGAGACUGACAACGACUUACCACUGA